This is a messenger RNA of Amaranthus tricolor (Joseph's coat), 1469 nucleotides long. RefSeq lists its product as uncharacterized. Bases 81 to 560 code for a protein of 159 amino acids. The transcript has 3 exons. The record is from RefSeq and is a predicted model, not a curated record. NCBI's taxonomy places the organism in Eukaryota, Viridiplantae, Streptophyta, Magnoliopsida, Caryophyllales, Amaranthaceae.
UUUGUAGUGAUUUGUUAGACAUAUGCUACUUUCAUCUUACUUAUUUUGUUAGUCAAAAUUAAUUUGUCCGAUAAAUCAAAAUGGGUAAAGUCUAUAGUAUAUGCUCUAUACUAAUGGCUGGUCUCUUCCUCGUUUCAACAUCUGUUCAGUUCAACGACCCAGAUUGGUACUUCUGGAUUCCUAUGUACUCUUGUGCGGCAUAUGUUAAUCUAAAGAGAACUUUAUCAUUCGUUGCUCCCAAAAGAAUUACUGCAGCAGGUAUAGUGGCCCUCUGGCUUGGAAUGUUCUUGCUGAUUAAGGUUCUUCUAGAAGACUUUUUUGGUGAUAUGAUUGGGAUCUGGUCGCUCGAUAUGAGACAUAGAUUAGUUCGAGAGAAAAUUGGAAGUGGGUUAGUGAUUUGGUCCAUGAUUUUGCAACUAUCAGUAGAGCAGGAUCCUACAAAGUGGAAUAGUAUGGAAAUUGGAUUGCUAAUCGAAUUUGGAAUGACAGUUUUGGUGGGGAUCAGCUGUGGACUAUCCUUUGUCUUUCUGAUAUACCAUGAAAAUGAGGUGAAAUACUGAUCCAGAUCAAGCCGAAGGUCCCAUUGGCAGCAACCUUCUUGUUUAUACCUGAUAAGGGUAUGGACUUCCGUCAUUCAACUCUUAUUGGGCUCUUAUCAUAGGCUUUUUAGGAUCGAAAUAUAAUGAUAUCGGAAUACAAUGGAUAAUUUUUAGACAAAAAGAAACUAGUCUAGCUGAUCAAAUUGAAUGUAAAUAAGAUUAAAUGUAAUUAGAUUUGUUAUACACUUAUACUAGUUACAUUCAACAGUGGUUUAAAAGCUGGGGAAAAUAGUAUAUAAGACAAAUCAUUUUCCAUUCUUGUAAAAAAAUCUUUUUGAUAAGAGUAUGGUUAGUAGUCCUCUAACAUUCUAAUUAUCACUCUAGUCAUAAUUUUCAUGAGGGGAUAUAUUAAAGAUGAUGCUAAAAAUGUACUAUUAGAUGAAAUGUUUUAUAUUAUGUGAAAAUCUCCAAUCGAGUCCUUUUGAUUGAUCAACAUUUAUAAACGAGGUACAAAUUACGCUAUCAGUUAACUAUGAUAGAAAAUUUGCGUUAAGCUAGAAAUUUUACAUAAUAUAGUACAAUCCAAUUCUAGUAUAACAGUCCUGAUUAUAAGAAUGAAUCUGAAAAUCAGACUUGUCUAAUAAUUGUUAAGAACUUUAGGUAUAUAACAUAUAUUGAAGCCUGAUCAAUCACUUUUACAUCGGUUAAGUUGGUUUUUUUUACGUGGUAUUAAAAACCAAUGUGACAAGAGAUAACGAGUUUGAAUCUCUUCCACCCUUUACCUAUGUUGCACUCACACUUUUUAAUCCAAAAGACGCUAGUGUGAUGGGUAUUUUAGAGUAUAAUUUAUAGCCCAAAGGAAACGAAAGGGGGGCUCUCAUCUAGAGGUGUUCAAUGGGCCGGGUCAGGGCAGGUCGGGUCAAAAUUUAA